This is a messenger RNA of Calidris pugnax (ruff), 1200 nucleotides long. RefSeq names its product GRB2-related adaptor protein (gene GRAP). Bases 1 to 654 code for a protein of 217 amino acids. Gene Ontology annotation, molecular function: protein binding. Lineage: Eukaryota; Metazoa; Chordata; Aves; Charadriiformes; Scolopacidae. The transcript is spliced from 5 exons. The record is from RefSeq and is a predicted model, not a curated record.
AUGGAGUCGGUGGCUCUGUACAGCUUCCAGGCGACGGAGAAGGACGAGCUGCCCUUCCAGAAAGGGGACACCCUGAAGAUCCUCAACAUGGAAGAUGACCAGAACUGGUACAAGGCUGAGCUGUUUGGCUGCGAGGGCUUCGUCCCCAAAAACUACAUCAAAGUCAAGCCACACCCGUGGUACGCAGGGAGGAUCUCCCGGCACCUGGCAGAGGAGCGGCUCCUCAAGUGCAAGCACCCGGGAGCUUUCCUGAUCCGCGACAGCGAGAGCUCUCCGGGGGAGUUCUCCAUCUCCGUCAACUAUGGGCAGCACGUCCAGCACUUCAAGGUGCUCAGGGAGAGGAACGGCAAAUAUUUCCUCUGGGAGGAAAAAUUCAACUCCCUCAACGAGCUGGUGGAUUUCUACAGGACGACCACCAUUGCCAAAAAGCAGCAGAUCUUCCUCCGGGAUGAGGACCAGACCCAGGAGGUGAGGAGACCCAAAUUUGUGCAAGCCCAGUUCGACUUCUCAGCCCACGACGGCUCCCAGCUGCCCUUCCUCCGCGGGGACAUCAUCGAGGUCCUGGACUGCCCAGACCCCAACUGGUGGCAGGGGAAGAUCUACGGCCGCGUCGGCCUCUUCCCCCGCAACUACGUCCACCCCAUCCGCAAGUGAGCUGCUGCGGGCGAGCGGGGAGGACUGUGGCCCCCGCUGCCCCCCACUCACCGGAGCUGCUUUGUGCCUGCUUCGUCCCCACGGAUGGUGCCUGUCCCCUUGGAUGGUGCCUGUCCCCACAGAUGGUGCCUGUCCCCACGCUGGGCUGCCAACACAUGACAUCCCAGUGCCACACGUGCUGUGGUGAAGGUAGAGGCCAGGCUGGCGGUGAUCCCCAUCCAGGAGCUGCCCUGAAACAUCUGCCAUGGUUCUCCCUGCUCCCCCGACCCAGGAGACCUUCAUCACCCCCAGCCUGGACAUCGCCUCUCGCUGCGGGCUGGCAGUGGUGGUCCCCCAGGAGUACCAGGGCCAUAAAAACUUCUCCAGAGCCACAACCUGGUGGGGUGACAGCAACGGGGGGAAAGAGCACGUGUGCCCCAAACCUUCACUCCUCUCCAGACCCUGUAAGCGAAGCCCCGACUCCAAGGAGGGCUGGGAUGCGGCCAGGUAAUGCCAUGGAGGGUGCCAGGGCUCGGGGUGCCAGGGAAGGCUGGGCUGGGGGGGGUU